UCAACGCCUAAGUAUCCAUGAAAAAAAAAAAGAAUAAACGACAAGCUGAGCCAUUAACAGUCCAGUCUCGAUGAAGCUUCGGCAAUGAUAAACAUACUUAAUAGUUUUACUUGCAUGGUCGAGCCCGCUAGGAGCCCAUCGUCGGAGUGCCGACGACGAGUUCGCGGUUGCCGUCCAGAGGAAAAGAUAAAGGCCGCCACCGCCGCCUUCGCCGCCUCUGCCGCCACUGUCACAAACAGAGAGAGUUCGGUAGUCCAUGCGAUGUGUCACUGAAUUUUAAAUCACUGUUGACGGUGCGGUGGUUCGGUACAACGUGCUCCGCGCUCUCGUUUCUCGUCCCGUUCUUGACAUACGUGAAGAAAAAAAAUGGCAUUAGAAGAGAAGACGGCUGGAAAAGUCGAGCUAAAGAGAGAGCUGGGCCUUUUCAGCGCGGUCAGCAUCAUUCUGGCGGUGAUGAUAGGUUCCGGUAUUUUCGUGUCACCAACCAGUGCUUUUGAGCGAUCAGGAUCUGUGGGAUUUUGCUUGGUCGUUUGGAUCAGCUGCGGUGUGCUAUCUUUGUUGGGUGCAUUGGCCUUCGCCGAAUUAAGUACCGUGGUACCACGUUCUGGUGCCGAAUAUGCGUACUUCAUAGAGGCUUUUGGGCCUUUACACGCUUACGCUGGUCAGAUACCAGCGUUUAUUUGCUCCUGGAUUUACGUGAUGUUACUACGGCCAGCGGAAGUGGCAGUAAUUAUAUUGACUUUCGCGGAAUACAGCGUGGAGCCAUUUUCCGGAUAUUUUUGCAAUCUAUCCCAAGACGACAUGGCAAGGCUAAAGAAACUCAUAGCGAUCAUAGCGUUAGGUUUGAUAACGUACAUCAAUCUCGUCAGCGUCAAGCUCUACGUUAAAUUGCAGAACGUGUUCACUGUGUGCAAAGUAAUUGCCUGUAUGGUGGUGAUCGGCGGUGGGAUAUGGUGGCUAAGUACGGGUCAUGUGGAACUUCUCAAUAAUCCUUUUCAUGGCACUACCACGUCGGCCGGUAAUAUCGCCUUGGCCUUCUACAGUGGUCUCUGGGCAUACGACGGAUGGACCUCGGCCGCGGUCGUUACCGAAGAAGUCCAAAAACCCGAAGUCAAUAUCUUCCGCAGUACGAUUAUCGCGGUACCUACCAUCACCGUGCUAUAUGUAUCUAUGAACUUGAUGUACAUGGCAGCAUUGACGUUGCCCGAAAUGAAGAACGCGCCAGCAGUAGCGGUUUUAUGGGCAGACCGAGUCCUGCCUCCCUGGAUGGGCUUUGCGAUACCGCUCGGUGUAGCAUUGUCGACCUUCGGAUGCGCUCUUAGCGUUCAAUUCAGCGUGUCCAGGUUGUGUUUCGUCGCCGGCAGGGAAGGCCAUGUGCCACGAGUUUUCAGUUACGUACACAUAAACAAGAUGACACCGGCCGCAGCAGUAGUUUUUCAGGGUAUACUUUCGUUGGCAUGCUUGUUGUUGGGCAACAUAAUAGCCUUGAUCGAGUUUGCCAGUUUCCUUAUGUGGGUGUUCUACGGAUUAGCAAUGAUAUCGCUCAUAAUUAUGCGACGGACCAAACCGGAUGCUCCCAGACCUUACACGGUACCUAUCGUGAUACCUUGGCUAGUAUUAGGUGUCUCCAUUUUCCUCGCAGUACUUCCGAUAGUUCACGAGCCAUCGAUAAAAUAUCUUUUCGCACUUGUAUUCAUCUUAUGUGGUAUUGUCGUAUACCAUGUAUUUGUGUAUAAGAAGAUAAGCAAUACUUUGUCAGCCAAAUUGACAUACUUCCUGCAAGCGUUAUGUCUAAUUGUUGCUCCAGAUGAAAAGGAAGAUUGAACAAAUGUUUUUUAUCAUUGUUGUAUACACACACACACACACACGCGCGCGCGCGCGCGCGCACAUACACACAUACAUAAGGCCUGUUCUUUGUCGCUGCACUGCUGAACUAGUACAAUAAGUAGAAUAAAACAAAAUAAAUUUUUUCUCAUUUUAACUUAUUGCACCAGCACAGCAGUACAACUACCAAGAACAAACAUAUAAUAAUUACUCGCAUAAUGCAUUCACUCUUUGUGUUCCAUAUACAUUACGUAAUUCAAUAUUGUUUUAUAUUAUAGUUUUUUAUUACCAAAAUAAAUUAAAAAUUCAAUUCUUGUAGUAGGCAUAAAAAGAAUCAACAAUGUGCCUUAUAUAAAGUAAUUAAAGAAUUUAUAUAUAUAAAAUAUACGUACAUAUAUGUAUGUAUGUAUGUAUGUAUGUAUAU
Molecule: messenger RNA, 2248 nt
Organism: Monomorium pharaonis (pharaoh ant)
Lineage: Eukaryota; Metazoa; Arthropoda; Insecta; Hymenoptera; Formicidae
Product: b(0,+)-type amino acid transporter 1
Exons: 3
Coding region: 367-1824 (485 amino acids)
Biological process (GO): amino acid transmembrane transport
Cellular component (GO): membrane
Molecular function (GO): L-amino acid transmembrane transporter activity
Source: RefSeq, a predicted model, not a curated record